CGCUCUCGCCCGCCGCCGCGGAGCUGUCCAAGCCGGCGAGGGGACAGAAAGCCCCUGGGCCGCCUCGCUGCCUCCCGCCUCCCUUGAGGCCGAGCCGAGGGGCGGGGGUCGCGCCCGCCCAGCGGAGCCAUCGCCAUGAAGCUGGAGGUGUUCUCGCAGCACUACGAGGACAAGCUGAGCACCGGCAGCGACCAGGAAGGCAGCGGCUCGCUCUCCCCGGCUCCGGCGGAGAGCGAGCUGGGCUCGGACGGUGACUGCGCGGCCAACAGCCCAGGCGGCGGGGCCGGGCGAACGGGGCAUCCCCCGCCGCCGCCCCCCACGCCGCAGCCCCCGCCACCGCCGCCGGCCGAGAGCGCCAAGGGGAAACCCUACACGCGGCGGCCGAAACCGCCCUACUCCUACAUCGCGCUGAUCGCCAUGGCCAUCCGCGACUCGGCCGGUGGCCGCCUGACCCUGGCCGAGAUCAACGACUACCUGAUGAGCCGCUUCCCCUUCUUCCGCGGCGCCUACACCGGCUGGCGCAACUCGGUGCGCCACAACCUCUCCCUCAACGACUGCUUCGUCAAGGUGCUGCGCGACCCGGCGCGGCCCUGGGGCAAGGACAACUACUGGAUGCUGAACCCCAGCAGCGAGUACACCUUCGCCGACGGCGUCUUCCGCCGCCGCCGCAAGCGCCUCAGCCGUGCCGCCCCGCCGCCGCAGCCCGCCCGCCCCGCCGCCGGCGCCCCGCCGCAAGUGCCGCAGGAGGCGGCCGGAGCGGGCGCCGCGUCCCCCGGCGCUUCCCCGCGCUGCUGCUGCGCCUCCUCGCCCUGCCGCUGCGCGCCGGGCGCCAAGGAGGCAGCGCCGGGGGGCGGCGGGGCGAGGCCGGCGGGCGGCGGAGCCGCCAAGUUCUCCAGCUCCUUCGCCAUCGAGAGCCUCCUGCAGCGGCCGGCAGGACCCCGCGCCGCCCCGCAGCCGCCGCCGCACGCCCGCCUCCUGUGGCCGGCGCCGCCCGCGCCCCCGCACCUGCUGCCCGGCCCCUUCCCGCUGCUCCCCUACCCACCUGCCGCGCAGCCCCCGCCCGCCGCCGCCCUCUACGGCGGGGGCCUCCUGCAGCUCUGCGCCUACGGGCUGGCAGAGCCCUCGCCGCCGCCGCCGCCGCCGCCGCCGCCGCUGCUGCUGGGAGGCGGGCGGCCCGCGCUGGCCCCGGCGGAGGCGUCGCCGCUGGCGGAGCGGCCGCGGGCGCCGCUGUUCCACGCCGGCCUCCCCAAGGGCGGGCGGGGGCCGCCGCCCGGCUCCGCGCUCUACGGGCCCCUCCGGCUGGCCGGGCCGCUGCCGCCGGCGGCGGGGGGCUCGGCCUCGUUCCAGCCGUACGCCGUGGAGACCCCCCUGGCUUAAUGGAGCCCCCCUCCUCCCCUGCUCGGGACCUGCUCGGGGAGGCGUGGAGGGGGAACGGAGGAGGCUCUGGAUCCCGCACUUUAACUCCAGAGGCGACCACAGCCUCCAAGCAAAAGCCUCGGUGACUGUGCCUUAGUGAAAUGACAGUGGGUUUAAUUUAAGCCAAAAAAAAAAAAAAGAAAAAGAAAAAAAAAGAAAAA
Messenger RNA from Prinia subflava (tawny-flanked prinia), 1577 nucleotides. It is a transcript of the gene FOXQ1, whose product is annotated as forkhead box Q1. Gene Ontology annotation, biological process: cell differentiation; regulation of transcription by RNA polymerase II; anatomical structure morphogenesis. NCBI's taxonomy places the organism in Eukaryota, Metazoa, Chordata, Aves, Passeriformes, Cisticolidae. Bases 136 to 1377 code for a protein of 413 amino acids. Gene Ontology annotation, molecular function: RNA polymerase II cis-regulatory region sequence-specific DNA binding; DNA-binding transcription factor activity, RNA polymerase II-specific. The transcript has a single exon. The record is from RefSeq and is a predicted model, not a curated record.